AUGGCCAAACGCACCUUCUCCAUGUUAGAGACAUUCCUGAUUUUCCUCCUUGUGAUGAUGACUGCGAUCACGGUGGCCCUUCUCAGCCUCUUGUUUAUCACCAGUGGGACCACUGAAAAUAACAAAGAUUCAGGUUAUUCGACCACCCAGAGCCGUCAGGCCACCCAGGGCCCUCUGGCCACGCAAGGCUCCACAGCCGCUCAAGGCUCCACACUGACCCAGGGCCCCAUAGCCACCCAGGUGUCUCCAGGGACUAGCACCCCAGAGCCACCUCUAUUUCAGAACUUCAGUGGCUACAAUAUCGGUGUUGGGCGAGCUGACUGCACAGGACAAGUAGCAGAUAUUACUUUGAUGGGCUACGGCAAAACUGGUCAGCAUGCACGGGGCAUCCUCACAAGGUUGUACAGUCGUGCUUUCAUCGUGGCAGAACCUGACGGGUCAAAUCGAAUGGUGUUUGUCAGUAUUGACAUAGGCAUGGUAUCCCAACGACUCAGGCUUGAGGUCCUGAACAGACUGCGGAUUAAAUAUGGCUCCCUGUACAGAAGAGACAAUGUCAUCCUGAGUGGCACUCACACACACUCGGGUCCAGCCGGAUAUUUCCAGUAUACUCUAUUUUUAAUUGCCAGUGAAGGAUACAGCAAUCGAACUUUUGAGUACAUGGUCACUGGUAUCGUGAAGAGCAUUGAGAUAGCACACACAAAUAUGAAACCAGGCAAGAUCUUUAUCAACAAAGGAAAUGUGGAUGGUGCACAGAUCAAUCGAAGCCCUUAUUCUUACCUUCAGAAUCCUCAGUCAGAGAGAGCAAGGUAUUCUUCAAACACAGACAAGGAAAUGAUAAUCUUAAAAAUGGUAGAUUUGAAUGGAGACGACCUGGGUCAUAUCAGCUGGUUUGCCAUCCACCCAGUCAGCAUGAACAACAGCAAUCACCUUGUAAAUAGCGACAAUAUGGGCUAUGCAUCUUACCUUUUCGAGCAAGAAAAGAACAAAGGAUAUCUACCUGGAGAGGGACCAUAUGUAGCAGCUUUUGCUUCAUCAAACCUGGGAGAUGUGUCCCCCAAUAUUCUUGGCCCACAUUGCGUCAACACGGGAGAGUCUUGUGAUAAUGCCAAUAGCUCUUGUCCCAUCGGAGGGCCUGACAAGUGCAUUGCUAUGGGACCUGGACGGGAUAUGUUCGACAGCACACAAAUUAUAGGACGGAUCAUAUAUCAGAGAGCAAAGGAACUGUAUGCCUCUGCCUCCCAAGAAGUAACUGGAUCACUGGCUUCAGCUCAUCAGUGGGUGAAUAUGACGGAUGUCACCAUUUGGCUCAAUUCCACACAUGUGGCAAAAACAUGUAAACCAGCAUUGGGCUACAGUUUUGCUGCUGGCACCAUCGAUGGAGUUGGAGGACUCAAUUUUUCUCAGGGGACAGUGGAAGGGAAUCCAUUUUGGGACACUAUUCGGGAUCAGAUCCUGGGCAACCCAUCUGAAGAAAUCAAAGAAUGUCAUAAACCAAAGCCAAUCCUUUUUCACACUGGAGAGCUGUCAAUACCUCAUCCCUGGCACCCAGAUAUUGUUGAUAUUCAGAUUAUUACUCUUGGGUCCCUGGCUAUAACUGCCAUCCCUGGGGAGUUUACGACCAUGUCUGGACGAAGAUUUCGGGAGGCAGUUCAAGCAGAAUUUGCAUCUUAUGGGAUGCAGAACAUGACUGUCGUUACUUCAGGUCUAUGCAAUGUCUAUACACAUUACAUUACCACCUAUGAAGAAUACCAGGCUCAGCGGUAUGAGGCAGCAUCUACAAUUUAUGGACCACAUACUCUGUCUGCUUACAUCCAGCUCUUCAGAGUCCUUGCUAAGGCCAUUGCUACGGACUCAGUUGCCAACCUGAGCAGUGGUCCAGAGCCUCCAUUUUUCAAACAACUGAUAACCACUUUAAUUCCUAAUAUUGCGGAUAGAGCACCAAAGGGCAAAACUUUUGGGGAUGUCCUGCAGCCGGUGGAACCUAAAUACAGAGUGGGAGAAGUUGCUGAAGUUACAUUUGUAGGUGCUAACCCAAAGAAUUCAGCAGAAAAUCGGACCCAUCAGACCUUCCUCACUGUGGAGAAAUAUGAGGCCACUUCAGCAACGUGGCAGGUAGUGCAUAAUGAUGCCUCCUGGGAGACUCGUUUCUACUGGCACAAAGGAUCACUGGGUCAAAGCGAUGCAACGAUACAAUGGUAUAUUCCAGAUACUGCCCAGCCUGGAAUCUACAGAAUAAGAUACUUUGGACACUAUCGGAAGCAGGACUUUCUCAAGCCCGCUGUCAUACUUUCAUUUGAAAGCACUUCCUCUACUUUUGAAGUUGUAACUACUUAGUGAAAAGUUGACAGAUCAUUUAAAGAGCAGCUGUACUCUGUAUAAUUUGUGUAACUGAUUUCACGUGAAUGU
Molecule: messenger RNA, 2406 nt
Organism: Ceratotherium simum simum (southern white rhinoceros)
Lineage: Eukaryota; Metazoa; Chordata; Mammalia; Perissodactyla; Rhinocerotidae
Product: neutral ceramidase
Biological process (GO): ceramide catabolic process; long-chain fatty acid biosynthetic process; sphingosine biosynthetic process
Cellular component (GO): extracellular region
Molecular function (GO): N-acylsphingosine amidohydrolase activity
Source: RefSeq, a predicted model, not a curated record